CCCACUCUCGGCAUUGCCGGACGCAGCAAAUUCCUCAGGCCGCAGGGAGACAGCAGUACGGGCGCAGAGCUGACUAGCGUCCAGUUGUCAGGAAGUAGGGCGACGCACUUUGUGCCUGCUUAGCUGUUUGUCGGCUGUUCGCCUCCGACCUGCGAAGUCAGCAACAUCGGGCUGUGGCGCAUUUAACGACAGUUGGCAACAGGAUUUCGUUGCAGCAUGGCGAGCUCCCGUUGUGCCCUCCUCUUCAUCGCUGCCGUACUGCUACUCCUGGUGGGCUGCCACGCCAAGGCAGUAGGCUCUCCUAAGCCACAGUGGCUGUCCGACCUGGAAGAAGAGACGGAGAAGGCAACAAGUGACGCCAAGGACGUGAUCAGCAGGACGGCCAGGGCGGACAGAGAGAUGGCGCAGUGGGCUGUCAAAGACGCCAAGGACGAAGCAGCCAACGCCGUCCGCGACACGAAGGACGUGCUGCAGGAAGCGGUCCGUCGCGCCAACCACACGCCGCGGCCCCUCACCGAGCUGGAAAAAGCCGAGCAGCGGAACAUGGUUUUCGACAGGAUGCUGCAGCUCGUCAACAUCUUUGGACAGGUGGAGAAUUACUUGGCCUCGAAGAUACGCAACGCCGUGACAACAGUGGCUCUGGUGGUGGACCACGACUACAACGAUCGACUGGAAAGAGCCAACAAGUGGCGCACCUCAACGAGCUGAUUCCUUUCAAGAAGAGAAGUCGCGUCACUGUCCACAAAUUUCUGCGAUAUUCACAGGAAUACGCCUUCCGAGAGCAUGUAUGCGAGAUAGAAUAGGACAGUACAUUAAUGUAGUGUCGUCUCUCGUUGAUCACUACCCUUUCAAUUUUCAUUAACAGGUGUUUUCUUUACUUUCAAAGUGGAAGUUUCAGCGAGAGACUAUCAUUAAGCAGCAAUAUGGCUGCACAUACUUUCUUAUUUUUGUAAAUUUAAUUUAUUUACUGUGAAAUAAAACAUAAUGUUUUGUUGUC
Molecule: messenger RNA, 997 nt
Organism: Schistocerca gregaria
Lineage: Eukaryota; Metazoa; Arthropoda; Insecta; Orthoptera; Acrididae
Exons: 3
Coding region: 217-708 (163 amino acids)
Source: RefSeq, a predicted model, not a curated record